Messenger RNA from Brassica rapa (field mustard), 3371 nucleotides. RefSeq lists its product as uncharacterized. NCBI's taxonomy places the organism in Eukaryota, Viridiplantae, Streptophyta, Magnoliopsida, Brassicales, Brassicaceae. The record is from RefSeq and is a predicted model, not a curated record. Gene Ontology annotation, molecular function: cysteine-type peptidase activity. Gene Ontology annotation, biological process: proteolysis.
CUGCUCACAAUGUCAGUGGCUUUCUACAGAUCAGAGUAUUACACGCCAUGUAUCUAAUUGUCAUCGGAACUCGUUUAUUUAAAAGAAUAAAAUAUAAAAAAUAUUAGAAGAAGAAAGACAUUAAAGGGCAAGCGAAAAGUCCCCUAUUUCCCAAUUUUAAUCCACGCCGAUAUAUUCUAGAGAACUAGAUCUAUACCCUUUUAGUUGUCCAUAAAUUAACUUCUGUCUCUGUAGAAACCAUUAUCUGAGAUUUCAGAGAUCGAAACCAUGGAACUCACGCAACUACCAGAGCGGAUGUUUGCAGCCGGUGAAGAACCUGUUGGGGAGAGAGUUAACACUUAUCACAAACCGAAAAGGAUCGAGUCCAUUCUAGACGCACUAGAACCAGAGGAAGUAGAUUUCAUGCGGAAGACGACGUUUGGGAAAAUCAUUUCACAGGCAGAAAACCCGUCUUUUUCCGGUAGUUUUGGUCAGUUUGUCAUUGUGCGAAUUCUCCGAGUGAAGAAGAAGUAUGAGAUAUGGUUUCUAUUUGCCGGGAAGCCGAUUAGGAUGUCUCUGCACGAGUUCGCUCAUGUCACAGGCCUUAACUGCAGGAAGAUCCCGAAGAAAAACAUAAAGAGGAAGAAGAAUCCUAUCAACGAGAAGCUCUACUGGGGUGAACUUUUUGGAUCUCUCAAGUUCUGCGCCGUGGACACCGCCAUAGAGAUGCUGAAGAAGAGGAAAGUUAAGGACCGAGAGAUGCGACUCAAGUAUGCAUGUUUGGCGUUCACUUCCUGUGUUCUACUACCGACUUCUCACUCUCCUCGGAUCAUCACUGAGCAUGUGGAGAUGAUACGUGAUUUUGAUGAAUUUCUUAAAUAUCCGUGGGGGAGAGUCACCUUUGAGAUGCUUGUUACCGGAAUUAAAAAAAAGACGAGAUGUCGCUUGCUCAGUCCAGCGUCGCCUUACCUGGUUUUGUGGAUGCGAUCCAACUCGUAUUCAUGGCGGCUGUUCCUCAGAUAAAAGAGGUAGUCACCCCUGUCGAGCCUGUUGUUGUGAUUGACUCUGACAGCGACUCAGAUUCGGGGGAUAGCGAAUCGCUUGCUGAUAAAGUUGAAAUGAGCAAGCCCCCCAAUGCACUCCCUGCGAGUGUUCGAUAUUGUGUCAAUCCCGCACAUGUUAGAGACCUGCACGAAGAAUGCAAGGUUGAAGUUACCUCCAUGCUUGUGGACGGAACCCAUACAGCGGAAGAACUGACGUGGGAAGAUGAGGUCGACGAUGUAACAGUUGAUAAUCUUGUACGAUCAAUUGAACAAGGUCACGUGCUAACCAAGGCAAUGUUCAGUGGGGGCUUAUCGGCUUCUGAUCUGGCACGCAUGAGAUCUGAGAAGAAACUAAAAGAAAAGGAACAGAAGGACAACAAAGAGAGGGAGAACCAGGCGGACUCACCAGAAGGAGAGAUUGGGGAAGCUUAUGACGUCAGCCACAUGGCUAACCUUGUUGGUCGCAUUGUAACCCCUAAGAUUGAGGAUACCGUUUACAAGUUAGGCGACAAACUGGAGGAGCGCCUGGCUAAACUGAUCAAAGCUGAAGUCCUAAACAUGCAGGGGGCUGUUAUUCAGAGUAUUAUUGGUUUAUUAGGCAAGCCUAACCCGAGCGCGGGGGUUGCGAGUGAUGAAAAUGGUGGCGCUGUCGAUCAAGCGCAGAAUGGAAGGGGCUGUACAUCGGCGGGAGCUUCAUUACUAACUGCCGAUGCAAUAAGAAGCGAAGGACAAACCACCACAACAUAUGUGCCUACAUCUCUCCAUAACUCCACCGAACAACCACUUGUCGACCUCGCUACCGUGAUACCAAAACAGGCUGAGAAGGUCGGGGAACCACUACAGGCUGAGAAGGUCGGGGAACCAAUACAGCUCGACAAUCUUAUAAACAUGGUCAUUACCGAUGUUGGUGGCGUUUUGGAUGACAGCGAGGUGGCUCCUGCAAACAACCAUCCAUCUAUCCACAUUACUGUAGGACCCGUCGCUGAAGGCGUCAAAACUUUGGAAGACGCUGCCCACUCUCCCACUGACACUGAUCUCACUACCCCUCAGCCUGGACAGAAUACAAAUUUCAUCCACCAUCAUCUGUCUCCUGUUGACGAAGAUGGUAGCCCACACGAGAAAGAGAUUGAAUUCCUUUUAUCUCUGAUCGAAAUACCGACAUUCUCACUGGGGCUCUCGCAGGGUGAAUUGUUGCACGAGGAGGUAUGUCAUGCGUCAGUUCCAGAUGUAGAAGCAAGCAAUGUCAUUGCAGAGACUAGGAAGAGCAAGAGGACAAGGAUACUACCACCGUUGUUCAACGACUACCAGUGCGAUCCGAAGAUAAAAGCUUUCAGCCGUGAGGGGACUCUGACGACAACAUCAAACAAUAUAGACGAGAUAUACAUGGCCAUGAGAGAGAGAGCUGGCGACAGCAGGGUUUAUACAGUCGCUAAUGGAAUGUCUGUAACAACCGAUGAGUUGAACGAGAUCGUCGACCGCAACCAGCAGAUGACGCCAAAGGUGAUGGAUGUCUUAAUGUAUUACAUUUCUCUUGACCGUAACAGGAAAGGAAGUCACCAGUCCAAGAUUGCAUUUUAUGACACAAACUUCCCCGCUUUGCUGAUGAAACAACAUGGUAGGCUUACAAAGACCGCCAUUAAGGACCGCCACAGGAUGAAAUAUGAUGAAGCCGUGGUUAAGCAUUUCAUUGGUGGCAGUACACCGGACGACGUUUAUGACUGUAUUUACUUCCCCUUUUUCAUCGACAAACAGCACUGGGUUGGCGUUUCCCUCGAUCUAUCACGCGGAGCCGUACAAAUACUCGACUGCAAUCAUGGUUUCCGAUCUGAAAGCAUGAUGAAGAAGGAUUUUACCCCCAUAACUGUUGUCGUCCCGCAUAUCCUUGCCACAUCAACUGGGAACAAGUCUGCUGAUGCACGCAAACCCUAUCAGAUGGUGAGGGUUAACUGUGUCCCGCAUAACUCCAACUCCACAGAUGCAGGCGCUACAACGGUGUUGCUAAUCCAGGCACAUGCUGCCAACGGCGCCGAUGGAUGCAAAGAUGUCACCCCAGAAACGAUCUCUUCGGGUGCUAAACACCUCGCUGUCCUUGUCUAUCGCGACAUAACCCAUGUGUAACCUUCACUUUCUUAUCCUAUCUACAAGCCUGAUAACUGUUUUAGUUCACCGGCUAACUUAUUUUGUUCCAAACAGCGUACUAUGUGGUAUUGUGUUCUUCUAUUUCCAUGUUUAAUGAUUUCUCAUUUUAAGUGUCAUCUGUAGCUGUUAUGCUUCACCUGUUAUGUUUUCUUUCAUUAGUUGUUAUGUGCUACCUUUACUUGAUUAAACCAUCUUGUUGUUGUCUACCUU